AUGAAAAGAAAAGGUGGUGACAAGUCUACAGCAAAAGAAAGGUUGGCAAGACGUCGUGGGGUCCGGUGAGGGCUCAAAACGAACAGGAAAGGGUGGGAGAGCUGGAGCUGGUGCAGUGAGUUGGACUCUCGUGCUGGCAGACACAGACAGUUGAGAGACACGAACGAGAUUGAGCGGUGUUGGUGCGACAGGAGUGCGACAGAAACACAUCUACACGGUUGGCGGCCAUUUAACAACUGAAAAUUGUGCUCGUUUAGUUCAGUCACUUCUCUUCAGACUCGGUAGUCAUGAGAAGAAAGCAGCUUAUAUGGGAAUUUCUGGAGGACUCAGUUUCAGUGAAUCAUGAAACUUUGUUGCCUGGUCCAAGAACAGGAAGGUAUACAUUUUUUGUUAGAACCUCAAAUUCUGCGCGUUUUCAUUGAAGUCUUAACUCGAUUGAAAGAGAAAUUCCGUUAUAUUUGAAAUUUCCUUGUUCUAAUAUCCCGGUAUGCAAGAGAGAACUGUAGAACUUACUAACCCUGUUAAAAUCAAUAUUUCGUGUGUUGGGAGACAUCAUCUAACUGCAUUUUGAGACAAAAAUCUAUUUUCAUUGUUUGUUAUGAGGUUUUUCUAGUGUCCUUUGUGUUUCUGGCAAGAAAUGGUAUCAUAAAACUUCGGAAAAGAAGUUAGUUGAAUGAUUUGGCUGACGCUUGCGUUUCAUCGACAGAUUCUAUAUGACUGAAUAUUUCAAUGAACGAAAUUGCUCGCCCACCAGUAUUCUCCUUAGAUGAUUAGCCAUUUCAUCGGCUUAUAAGAUUUCUUUUUUGGCGUCUACGCCACUAUUCAUCUUCGUAAAUAGGCUACGAUUGUGGUUACGUGGGCAACGCCGAUCCGACGGCUACAAUCCCUGGGAUAAUCUUCGAGCCACAGUACUCCGGAUAG
This is a messenger RNA of Caenorhabditis auriculariae, 921 nucleotides long. NCBI's taxonomy places the organism in Eukaryota, Metazoa, Nematoda, Chromadorea, Rhabditida, Rhabditidae. The record is from the annotation of a GenBank genome assembly.